Acanthosepion pharaonis is the source of this 1113-nucleotide messenger RNA. NCBI's taxonomy places the organism in Eukaryota, Metazoa, Mollusca, Cephalopoda, Sepiida, Sepiidae. The record is from the annotation of a GenBank genome assembly.
AUGUAUAAAAAUUGUUUUGCCUUUGUUUUUAUUUUUUUAAUUGUCUAUUCUAUUAUUUUUUCUUCUUCCCGUAUACUUUGCCUUUUUGAUCAUUUCUUUUGUUGUUUAUUUCUUUCUUCCAUUAUUGAUUUCUUAUUUAUUCUUUUUUUACUUUCUCUAUUUUUGGCCUUUUUUUAUUUUUACAUUCAUUCACCCAUUCAAUUAUUUUUAUUCUUUUUUUCUUCCUAUAGAUUUUAUAUUUUCCUUUGCUGCUUUCUUUAUUUUCUUCCUCAUGUUUUCCUUCCCAUAUAUUUUACAUUUUUGUUUGUUUAUUUGGUUGUUCACUUCUCUUUUUCAGUAUUUAUUUCUUUUAUUUUCACUAUUUUCUUCAUCUUGUAUCUUUUGCCGCCUUCUUUCUAUCAUUUUUUUCAUUCUCACAAUUUUUUUUUUUUAUUUCAUUUCUUUUUAUCUCAUUUUCUAUUUCUUUCUUUUUUUGCCUCAUUUUCCGUUUGCCUUCUUUUUUUGCCUCAUUUUCCGUUUGCCUUCUUUUUUUGCCUCAUUUUCCGUUUGCCUUCUUUUUUUUGCCUCGUUUUUCCGUUUUUUAUUUUUUUUUUGCCUCGUUUUCCGUUUGCCUUCUUUUUUUUUUGCCUCGUUUUCCGUUUGCCUUUUUUUUUUUUGCCUCGUUUUUUCCGUUUGCCUUCUUUUUUGCCUCGUUUUUUCCGUUUGCCUUCUUUUUUUUGGCCUCGUUUUCCGUUUGCCUUCUUUUUUUUGCCUCGUUUUCCGUUUGCCUUCUUUUUUUUGCCUCAUUUUCCAUUUGCCUUCUUUUUUUUGCCUCAUUUUCCAUUUGCCUUCUUUUUUUGCCUCAUUUUCUAUUUCCCUUUUUUUCCAGCAUUUUCUAUUCUCUUUCUUGCUGUUAUUUUUCUUCUUUUUCCCCUAUAUAUUUCCUAUCUUUUUCUUUUCAGCAUUGUUAAUUUCUCUCACUCAUUUUUUAUUUUAUUCUCUUUUCUUAAUCAUGUAUCAUUCGCGUUUUUCAUUCUCAUUUUUCUUUCAUUCAAUUAUUUUCCUCCAUUUCUUUCUUAUAUAUCUUUUAUCUCUCCUUUUUAUCACAAAUUAAAAUAUUUGCUCUUACAUUAA